AUGCCUGAACCAGCAGAAGAUGAUUUAAAAAAAAUAGCGCAAGGUUUCUGGGACAGGUGGCAAUUCCCCAACUGUUUAGGAAGUAUUGACGGAAAACGCAUACUUAUAAAAAAACCAAGCAACUCCGGUUCCAUGUAUCAUUGCUAUAAAUCUUUCUUUUCAAUCGGGUUAUUAGCUGUAACUGAUGCAAAUUAUAAGUUUGUUAUGGUGAGCGUGGGCUCCUAUGGUAAAGAAAAUGACGCAGGAGUUUUUGAUGAAUGCCCCUUUAGGCAUGUUAUAGAAACGGGACGACUAAAAUUACCUACAGAUGAAUUAUUGCUGGGCUCCAGUAUCAAGACUCCUUAUGUUCUCUUAGGGGAUGCAGCAUUUCCUCUAAAGAAAUAUUUAAUGAGACCAUUUCCGGAAAAAACAACAACUAAAGGCGAUGCUAAAGAUAAUUAUAACUAUCGUUUAUCUCGAGCAAGAAUGGUGGUAGAAUGUUCGUUUGGUUCUAUAAACUCUAAAUUCUGA
Molecule: messenger RNA, 510 nt
Organism: Sipha flava (yellow sugarcane aphid)
Lineage: Eukaryota; Metazoa; Arthropoda; Insecta; Hemiptera; Aphididae
Exons: 1
Coding region: 1-510 (169 amino acids)
Source: RefSeq, a predicted model, not a curated record